Molecule: messenger RNA, 1932 nt
Organism: Grosmannia clavigera kw1407
Lineage: Eukaryota; Fungi; Ascomycota; Sordariomycetes; Ophiostomatales; Ophiostomataceae
Exons: 1
Coding region: 1-1932 (643 amino acids)
Source: RefSeq, a predicted model, not a curated record
AUGAGGCCUGAAAAAUCGCUUCCGUACUCGGAUGAGUUCAGCUCGGCCGAUGAGUACGUCGAAGCCCUGCUGCACUAUGUCACCACUACACCCAUCUUCCAGACGCUGUGUGGAGGCGUGCAUAUUAUGGACUUUUACACAACCGAUCCGGGCCUGUUCUACAGUGUCGUGCCGGCCGAUUGGCAGCCCUUUUUGCUCGACCAAGAGCCCAUGGAGCUGCUCGGCUUCUUACUACAGGACGACAUGGAUGCUGUGAUGACAGCGGGAGCCGACGACAAAGACAGCAAGCGCGUGCCACCACCAGAUAGCCUCGUCAAGUAUGUGCGGGAUGUGCGGCGACUGUGUCUGCAGCGGUCCUUUGAGCUCGACAAGCCGCCGCCGUUGGCCCGCAAAAUCACCAUGGGCAUGAACGUCAAAAAGGUGCACGAGGUCACGCACUUCGCCGAGUUUGUCAGCCGGUUGUCCGACGACGUGUCCACCACGCACCCCGACCAGCCCAUCACCCACCUUGUCGACGUUGGCAGCGGCCAGAACUAUCUCGGCCGCGCCCUGGCCUGUGCGCCAUACCACCGCCGCGUUGUCGCUGUCGAGAGCAAGAUCCACAACAUUGCCGGCGCCAAGGGCCUCGACAUGCUGACUGGCGUCGCCGUUCCGGCCCAGCGGCCCAUGCGCAACAAGAAGCUGUACCAGCAGCUACUCAACAACCAGCUGCCACCCGAGAAGCAAAACGAAAAGGUCCGCAACCGGCUGGUCCGGACGCAGACGCCGGAUGUCACUGCACAGCCUGAAAUUGUGGCGGCCACGGAGCUGCGGUCGCGCAGAGAAUUGGCCCAAAGUGCCAUCUACAGCGAGUCUGCUGCUGCUGCGGCGGCGCCAGAGGAGGUCGCCACGCCUGCCGACAGUCCCAUCCUAUACGUGCAGGGCCGGCUAGAAAACGGUGAUUUGUCGGACGUGUUGGCCCAGGUGCCAGUUCUGCCGACCUCACAAUCCGGAGAAGGAGCUGCUGUGAUGCAAAAACCCGGCUUUCUGGCCGUGUCCAUCCACUCGUGUGGUAAUCUCUCCCAUUACGGCCUGCGGGCGCUGGUGCUGAAUCCGGCUGUGCGCGCUGUGGCCAUUGUCGGCUGCUGCUACAACCUUAUGACGGAGAAGUUGGGCCCGCCGACAUACAAGCUGCCUGGCCUGCGACGGCCAACACUGCAGCCGGUCAACGGGCGUGUUGUGCGCGAGGCCGACCGCCGCGACCCCGAGGGCUUUCCCAUGAGCGCGCACAUGUCGACAUAUGAGCUGCCUGGUGACGGCUCCGACAACAACACCGGCGAACGUGGUAUUCGUUUCAACAUCACGGCGCGCAUGAUGGCAUGUCAGGCGCCACAAAACUGGACCGCAUCCGAGAGCGAGAACUUCUUCGCCCGUCAUUUCUACAGGGCCGUCCUGCAGCGCAUCUUUCUGGACCGGGGGGUGGUUGAACGGGUGCGGCUGGAUGGCGGUGAGAACGAGACAGAAAACGACGCCCUCAACACGGCCAUCAGUCCCAUCAUCGUCGGCUCUCUGCGCAAGGCCUGCUAUGCAUCGCUGCCAGCAUACGUACGCGGAGCCGUGGCCAAAAUUGCGGCGCAGGGCAAUGGCGACGGCAAGGCGACGGAUGCACAGAAUGCAGCUGUCAACGCGGCCGUGGCCGACAAGAUGGCCUCUCUGACGGACGCCGACCUGGACGCGUAUGCAUCGCGCUAUGGCCCACGCAUCCGCGAGCUGAGCGCUGUAUGGUCGCUGAUGGCCUUUAGCGCAGGCGUGGUCGAGUCGGCCAUCGUGACGGAUCGCUGGUUGUAUCUGCGCGAACAGCAAGCCCAAGGUGUCGCCGACUGCUGGGUGGAGAGCGUGUUUGCGUACGGACAGAGCCCACGGAACCUGGUCGUGGUAGGCAUCAAGCGAUAG